Melospiza melodia melodia is the source of this 868-nucleotide messenger RNA. It is a transcript of the gene LRRC55, whose product is annotated as leucine rich repeat containing 55. The transcript is spliced from 2 exons. Gene Ontology annotation, molecular function: potassium channel activator activity; transmembrane transporter binding; voltage-gated potassium channel activity. Gene Ontology annotation, cellular component: voltage-gated potassium channel complex. Lineage: Eukaryota; Metazoa; Chordata; Aves; Passeriformes; Passerellidae. The record is from RefSeq and is a predicted model, not a curated record. Bases 1 to 846 code for a protein of 281 amino acids.
AUGCUGCUGGGCCCCUGGCUGCUGGCGGCGGCGGCGGCGGUGGCGGCGGCGGGCGCGGGCUGCCCGGUGCUGUGCAGCUGCCGCGGGCAGGCCGUGGACUGCAGCGGGCAGCGGCUCUUCUCCGUGCCCCCCGAGCUGCCGCUGGACACCGGCAACCUGAGCCUGGCCCACAACCGCAUCGCCAGCAUCCCGCCGGGCUACCUGGGCUGCUACGGGCAGCUGCGCGCCCUCGACCUGCGCAACAACUCUCUGGCGGCGCUGCCGGCCGGGCUGUUCCGCGGCGCCCGGCGCCUGGCGCACCUGGACCUGAGCUACAACAACUUCAGCCUGGUGCCCGCCGACAUGUUCCGCGAGGCCAGCGCGCUGCUGCGCCUCGACCUCAGCCACAACCCGGGGCUGCGCCGCGUCCACCCGCAGGCCUUCCGCGGCCUGGCCCAGCUGCGGGAGCUGGACCUCAGCUACGGCGGCCUGGCCGCCCUCAGCCUCGACGCCCUGGAGGGGCUGCCCGGCCUCGUGGGGCUGCGCCUGGGGGGCAACCCCUGGCUCUGCGGCUGCGCCAUGGAGCCGCUCCUCAAGUGGCUGCGGGGCCGCAUCCAGCGCUGCUCCUCGGAUUCGCAGCAGGCCGAGUGCUGGGCUCCCCCCGAGGUGGCGGGGGCCCCGCUGCUGUCGCUGACGGAGGAGAGCUUCCAGGCCUGCCACCUGACGCUGACCCUCGACGACUAUCUCUUCAUCGCCUUCGUCGGCUUCGUCGUCUCCAUCGCCUCGGUGGCCACCAACUUCCUGCUGGGCAUCACGGCCAACUGCUGCCACCGCUGGAGCAAGGCCAGCGAGGACGAGGACGUUUAGGGACCGCCGCUGCCACCGCCGC